CAAGCUCCAACAACAACAACAACAAGCCCCCAACAACAGCAAGCUCCAACAACAACAAGCACCCAACAACAGCAAGCUCCAACAACAACAAGCACCCAACAACAGCAAGCUCCAACAACAACAACAACAAGCUCCCAACAACAGCAAGCUCCAACAACAACAACAACA
Messenger RNA from Candidula unifasciata, 168 nucleotides. NCBI's taxonomy places the organism in Eukaryota, Metazoa, Mollusca, Gastropoda, Stylommatophora, Geomitridae. The record is from the annotation of a GenBank genome assembly.